ACAAAUGUCAGUGUCAUGAUUGUUAUGUCAUUUCGGGAAAAUAAUAGCUUGUAAAAAAUACGCUUUUGUAAUUUGUGAAAUUGUAAAAUAAAUAAAUAAGAAAAGUUAAUAAAAAUGUCGGAUAAUGACGAUGAUUAUAUGUGUGAGGAGGAGGAGGAUUAUGGCUUGGAAUACUCUGAAGACAGCAACUCGGAGCCAGACGUUGAUCUAGAGAAUCAGUACUACAACAGUAAAGCACUGAAAGAAGAUGAACCUCAGGCUGCUUUGCUUAGUUUUCAAAAAGUCCUGGAGCUGGAAGGAGGGGACAAAGGCGAAUGGGGCUUCAAGGCACUCAAACAGAUGAUCAAGAUUAACUUUAAAUUGGGUAACUUUACAGAAAUGAUGUCUCGAUACAAGCAACUGCUGACAUACAUCAAGAGUGCAGUCACUAGGAACCACUCGGAGAAGUCUAUCAACUCCAUCCUGGACUACAUCUCUACUUCUAGAAAUAUGGAAUUGUUACAAGACUUCUACGAGACCACCCUAGAGGCUCUUAAAGACGCCAAGAAUGACAGGCUAUGGUUCAAGACAAACACAAAGCUAGGAAAACUGUACUAUGAUAGAGGAGACUUCAAUAAACUCGCUAAGAUCCUCAAGCAACUACAUCAGAGCUGCCAGACCGAUGAAGGUGAAGAUGACUUGAAGAAAGGCACACAGUUGCUGGAGAUCUAUGCCCUCGAGAUUCAGAUGUACACCGCACAAAAGAACAACAAGAAGUUAAAGGCCUUGUAUGAACAAUCUCUGCACAUCAAGUCUGCUAUACCACAUCCACUCAUUAUGGGUGUCAUUAGAGAAUGUGGUGGCAAAAUGCACUUACGUGAAGGUGAGUUUGAGAAGGCUCACACAGACUUCUUUGAAGCGUUCAAGAAUUACGACGAGUCUGGCAGUCCCCGAAGGACAACAUGCUUGAAGUAUCUCGUCUUAGCCAAUAUGCUUAUGAAAUCUGGAAUCAAUCCUUUUGAUUCUCAAGAAGCAAAACCUUAUAAGAACGAUCCUGAGAUCUUAGCUAUGACAAACCUCGUGAUGGCGUAUCAGAACAAUGACAUUAACGAGUUCGAGUCCAUUCUGAAACACAACAGGAACAACAUUAUGGACGACCCCUUCAUCAGAGAACAUAUAGAGGAUCUGCUAAGAAACAUCAGGACCCAAGUGCUGAUCAAACUGAUUGGUCCCUACACCAGGAUUCAUAUACCUUUUAUAUCUAAGGAACUGAACAUUGACGAGAAGGAGGUCGAGAAUCUUCUGGUCACCUGUAUUUUAGAUAACACGAUCAGCGGUCGCAUCGACCAGGUGAACUCGGUGCUGGAGCUGGCGAGCAGCGCGCGCGGCGCGGCGCGGUACGGCGCGCUGGACAAGUGGACGGCGCAGCUGUCGUGCCUGCACCUGUCGCUGGCCAACAAGAUGUCGUAGUGCCGCGCCCCGCCCGCCCGCUCCCCCCCCACGCCGCGCGCGCCCACGCCCCCCGACUAUUGAUGCAGCGACCACAGGCAGCGGGCUGCGGGUAUUCUAGAAAAGCAUACGCUUCUCUAUAUCUUAGGUUUAUAACGCUACACGAUAUGACGAUGUGAAUUGGUGACCCAGUGAUAGCCAUCUUGUCGAUAAGCGCCACGUUCAAUGAGUGCAAUCCGAGUCGCUGAUUUCUAUUACUUACUAUUUAGAUUUCAGUAAAUUAGUGACAAGGAUGUUGCACGUGAACGGCGCUGCUAUACGUGUGGACAAUUUACUAUUGGCUUAUAAGAAACACAUUUACAUAUGUACAGUGCUAACCUGCAAGACAGUGCGAGAAAGAUCGCCUCAUUCGAUGUCAUUCACUUUUCGCGACAGACGUGUUCCCUGCAUGAAGUUGACCAAGUACUUUGUAUUAUAAAUAACUGAUAGAACCACUUCAUUUACUAAAGUGUAAUCUUUUUUCUGUAAAACUAGAAUUGUGAAGUUAAUCUUUCCAUCUUGUGAAUUAACACAUUUAUACAUGCAGUACAGUAAAAUAAUGACUGUCUUUGUUCUAAUAUAAGCAGAUAAAUGCAAUUACUUAUAGAUAGUUUGUAAUUUUUAGUCAGUUUUUAUUUUAUUUUAGGACAUGGAUGUGGCUGAAAUGUUUGCACAAGGAACUAUUAUAGAUAGAUUACAAUUUUGUGUAUAAGUAGUAUUGAGAUGUAGAUCUAGGACACUGUCUGGUUCGGAUUUAAACUAAAACUUCAUGCGACACACGUAAUGUCGUGAAACAUUGUUUUUCAAAUAGAAAUGAUCAACAGAAGAGUUGGAAUUGGAUAUGUGAUAUUGUAUAUGGAUGCGUGUAGUGAUAGUUUAUAUAUUUGUGAAUAAUGUAAUAUUUCGACACAAAUUGUUAAAAUACAUCGUACGGAGGCUCGAGCUCGACAUGAUCUUACUUGUAAUAUUUGGGAACAAUCUCGGCAGAACAACUACUGUUGACACGCCUCUAUUCAGUGCAGUGUUAUGCAAAUACACGAUUUCAUGUAA
Spodoptera frugiperda (fall armyworm) is the source of this 2517-nucleotide messenger RNA. RefSeq names its product COP9 signalosome complex subunit 2 (gene alien). Gene Ontology annotation, biological process: protein deneddylation. Gene Ontology annotation, molecular function: protein binding. NCBI's taxonomy places the organism in Eukaryota, Metazoa, Arthropoda, Insecta, Lepidoptera, Noctuidae. The transcript has 8 exons. The record is from RefSeq and is a predicted model, not a curated record. Bases 115 to 1449 code for a protein of 444 amino acids. Gene Ontology annotation, cellular component: COP9 signalosome.